Messenger RNA from Trichosurus vulpecula (common brushtail), 3270 nucleotides. RefSeq names its product adhesion G protein-coupled receptor D2 (gene ADGRD2). Gene Ontology annotation, molecular function: G protein-coupled receptor activity. The record is from RefSeq and is a predicted model, not a curated record. Gene Ontology annotation, cellular component: membrane. NCBI's taxonomy places the organism in Eukaryota, Metazoa, Chordata, Mammalia, Diprotodontia, Phalangeridae. Gene Ontology annotation, biological process: cell surface receptor signaling pathway; adenylate cyclase-activating G protein-coupled receptor signaling pathway. The coding region runs from base 1 to 3270 and encodes 1089 amino acids. The transcript has 24 exons.
AUGCCAGGAAGACUUUCUUGGUUCCUCUUCCUCCUGAUCGGGAGUCUCUCCUGGAACCCCUCAAGCUCCUCAGCUUCAUUGAAGACCCUCGAACUCACAGCUCCAGGGGCUUCUUCAGCAGUGGAGACACCCAAUGGGGUCUACGAGGUGAAGGGAGGCCAGCAACUAGACUGGAGGCGUGCCCAUGACUUCUGUGAUCAGCGUUUUGCCCAACUGGCUUUGGAGCCCCAAGACGGUGCUGUGACUGAGUUACUUCAGCGACAAGUACAAGGUCCCAUCUGGGUGGGUCAGAGGACAGUCUUGCCACAGAGACCCCAGCAAAGGCGUACAUACAUGCUGCCCUGCCUGGUGUUUGAGAUGCAGACAGCCACAAAAUAUGCCAGGCUGUUGGUGGAUUUUCCCAUGCUGGCUGCCAUCACAGUGUGUACCCAUAUACAGUGGGACCUAGCCACAGAUGAGGUGGGCACCGUCUUCUCAUAUGCUGCCCCAGCCUUCGCCAAUGAGCUUCAGCUGCGUGGCUUCACUGCCCAUGAUGGAGUGGUUCACUUGGCCCUUGUUGUCCACGGGCACCAUUCCCCCUAUCUGCCUGUCUUCUCUGCUGAUGGGAGGUGGCACCAUGUUUGUGCCACCUGGGAGGAGCGGAGUGGUCAGUGGGCUCUUGUGACUGAUGGCAAGCUGCAGGCAGGGACCCAGAGCCUGUCCCCAGCCCAAUCCUUGGCUCCGGGAGGCAUGUUUGUUAUUGGGCAAGACCAAGACUCGUUGGGUGGUGGUUUCAAGAAAGAAGAGGCCUUCAGAGGCAACAUCACAAAUCUAUAUGUCUGGGCCCAAGUACUGGGCCUGGAUCAGCUGGAUAUGGCCCGAGUGUGUGAGGUACCUGAAGAUGGGCUUCUUUUUGGCUGGAGUCGCUGGGCCCUGGAGAUCGAGUCCACACUCCAAGAGGUCGUGCUGCCGUUCAAGUGCCCUGUACCCAUAGAAGAAUGCCCAACUUUGGAUGCCAGCAAUGGAACACUGGGUUCUGAGCAGUGCCUACGGCCCCUUCCUUUCCUCUGCCAUUACAGGACAGAGGUAUAUUGGCGACUGAAGGAAGUCCAGAAAACAGCAGAUGGAGAGUUUAUCAGCCGGGUCAACACUCUGGCCAACACUACCAUGCUUUCCAGAGAUGGUUUUCGAGAAGACCCUGGGUCCCUGAGUAUGCCUGAGGCUACCAGCUUCUUGGGGGUCCUGGAACAGGUCCUGGCAGCAGAGGAGACCCCCCUGCAGCCAGCUGACCUGCUUGCUGUGGUGAGCUUCCUGAAGAGGGUUGUUGCUGUUGAGGUCAGAGGUCAAGACCCCCCUGGGCAGCAAGAACAUCUCAGCCAGAACUUCUUGGCAGUGGUUGGCCUUCUCUUGGAGGAGCAAACUGAAGCCCAGUGGCUGGAGAUUAAAGAGAUCAUCAGAAGUCCCAUGGUCCUGGUGGAAAGUGUGAACCGCAUUGCCACCAGCCUGAGCCUGCUCCUCACAGCCGAGAGACCCAACAUCUCCAUCCAGAAGGGCCCUAUUGGCAUCGAAGCUAGAAGCCUGAACCUGAGAGACUUGACCAGUGGUGACUUAUUGGAGAUUCCAGGUGGGCCGGAGUAUAUCCAAGUGCCCUUUGAGGAAGUUAGAAGACUUCAAGGAAGAGGUCUCUCCAGAGUCACUGUGAUCAACACCUGGUUUGUCUACAGUGCCCUCCAGCACUCCUUGGGGUGGGAAGGGCAGGACGGUGGCAAGGUCCUCAGUCAAAAUGUCUCCAUAUCUGAUGAAAGGCAAAAGUACCUAAGCACCCAGGUGGGGUCAGCCAUCAUCUCAUCCACAGUUCUGGUCAACCUCCAGGAGAUCAGCACAGCCGUGCAUUACCAUCUUCUACACCGGACCCAGGGCUUUUCAGAUAAACUCGUGGAGCCUGUCUGUGCCUUCUGGAAUUUCAGUAGCAGCCCUGAGGCUGGGGGCUCCUGGUCCAGCAAAGGAUGUUCAGUGAUUGCUCAGCACCCAGGGUCUACCUCCUGCUUCUGCAACCACAGCACCAACUUUGCCAUCCUCUUACAGGUGUAUGACAUCCAGAGGAGCUCUGAUGAGGAGUCUGUGCUGAAGACCCUCUCUUUCAUCGGCUGUGGUGUGUCCUUUUGUGCCCUUAUCACCACCUUCAUCCUUUUCCUGGCUGUUGGGCUCCCACAGUCUGAAAGAACCACCGUUCACAAGAACCUCAUCCUUGCUCUAGCAGCAGCUGAAGCCCUUCUCAUGUUCAGUGAAUGGGCAAAAGCCAAGAAGGCAAUGUGCAUGGUGCUGACAGCCUUCUUGCACCUCUUCUUCAUGGCUGCCUUUACCUGGAUGCUGGUCGAGGGCCUCCUGCUGUGGAGCAAGGUCGUAGCUGUCAACAGGAGUGAGGAUCAGCGGAUGAAAUUUUACUACAUGAUAGGCUGGGGUAUCCCAGUGGUCAUUGUAGGUGUCACUCUGGCUUCUUCCUUUGAUGGCUAUAUGGCUGAUCAUCACUGCUGGCUUAGCUUGCGAAAUGGGGUCAUUUGGGCCUUUGCAGGACCUGUCCUCUUUGUAUUGACUGUGAAUACCUUCAUCCUAUUCCGAGUGGUGAUAGUCACCGUGUCCAGUGCCCGGCGCCGUUCCAGAAUGCUGAGCCCCCAACAUAGCCUGGAGAGGCAGAUUGGAGUCCAGAUAUGGGCAACAGUGAAGCCUGUGUUGGUGCUGCUGCCAGUUCUGGGCCUGACUUGGCUGGGCAGCAUGCUGGCACACCUCAGUAUGGCAUGGGCAUAUGUGUCCAUCAUCCUCAACUCUUUCCAGGGGCUGUACAUAUUCCUGGUCUAUGCUGUCUACAACAGUGAGGUUAGACUUGCCAUACAGAGGAUGAAGGAGAAGAAGAAAGCUCUCUUAUUCACAGUAAGUAUGGCACCUCUCUUGGAGUCUUCCUUAGGGCAGGCCCAAGCCAGCAGGGGAAUUUGUGACUUACAGAACUGUUCCCGGACAAUAAACUACCCAUCCAGCCCAAGGAACACAGCUUCCUGGGAGACGAAGAAAGGAAAUCCUCCUGGCCCCACCAGCAGCAUCUCUGCCCCAGCCCCAGCCACCCGGACCCCACCCCAAAGGAGCAUCAUCCACCAAGGGAAUCUUGGUGCUAAAAUCCCAGGGGGUUUUUCACCCAUCAUGUCAUCGGAGAAGUCAAUGGAGAAACGGAGGCCCAGAGAUGAGGAAGGUCACAAGAGGAGACCAGUGAGCCCUUUCCCACAGACCCCUAAACUCUGA